AUGAUCAAUCCUUUCAAGGCCAUGGCGAGCUUUAUCAAGAAGAUUAAGCGGAAACGCAGACUUUCUUCCGAACUUCACGACCGUUGGGGCGAUCCGUCCAUCAGCUACCCCAACGAUGGAUCAUGGAACCAGUGGAAUCAACAGGCUGGAUUCAUGGCCAAUGCCACUAUACCACACGCGAGAGACAACGAGAGAUCUCGACGUCACGCCAGUCCAUCCACAAGCCCUGGCUCUCCCGACCCGACACACACCACCGCACCCUUUCCUACGGGAUACUACAACGAAAACAUACGCCGAUCGGAUAAUUCUGGCACGACGCGAGGACUGGGCAUCACCACACCUUCGCGACACGGUUCACACGGCAGCAAGGCCCCUACAGAACCAGAGGACUCUUGCGACGAGGACGAAGAGCGCGAUACAUUGGGCGACGACCCCGGAGAGAGCAGAAUUCAGCGGCAUUAUAUGACAGGUGAUCCGCGGCCCUCUGGACGGGACGAAGGCGCUUACUCGGAUCGCGCAUCGAAAUCGCCUGCGCUAUCCGUAACGUCGCGGAUGCGCCGAUCGAGUACGCAAAGCUCCGCGACGACAUCCUCUGUGGCUGGCGCCACGUCGCGGCGAACCAGCUACACGACGGCGGCCUCGUCUGUUUCAGCACCUUCCCUUCCGCCUGACACCCCGCGGUUUGCCUACAGCAAUAUGGAGAAACGGGCUCCCCGCCCCAAGCGGCGGGAGCCUGACCCCGUGGCUAUGCAGCAGUUGGUCCCCUCUUAUGACGAGCUUUACGGUUAA
Molecule: messenger RNA, 789 nt
Organism: Penicillium chermesinum
Lineage: Eukaryota; Fungi; Ascomycota; Eurotiomycetes; Eurotiales; Aspergillaceae
Exons: 1
Coding region: 1-789 (262 amino acids)
Source: RefSeq, a predicted model, not a curated record